AUUCUUUCGAUAUUUGUGUCAAAGAGACAGUCGCGAAUGUUACGUGUGAACUCUACGUCCGAAUCUGUCAUUGUCACAUUCUUAUCCAGGUUCCUGGGGGGGCAAAUCUAGUACAAUGGCGCUCAUGAAUGGCGAAACUGUUAAAAGAAAGGCUUCAGAAGAUGCUUCGUCGUCUCGGUCGAAGAAGGCGCGGACAGAAUCCCCCAGUCUUGAUGACGGUGCUGUCACAAAACACGAAGAUUCUGACACCGAACCUCUAAUCACACCCACUCCUGUCGAUUUUCCCGAAAAGCCCGCUGUUAUUGAGGAAAAGCAGGGUCAGAUUGAGUUCAGAGUCGUUAACAACGACAACUCAAGAGAGCAUAACAUCAUCCUGACUGGAUUGAAAUGUAUUUUCCAAAAGCAGCUACCCAAGAUGCCUAAGGACUACAUUGCUCGGCUCGUAUACGACAAGACACACCUUUCAAUCGCAAUCAUAAAGCAACCUCUCGAAGUCGUGGGUGGAAUCACAUACCGACCAUUCAACUCGCGAAAGUUUGCCGAGAUUGUGUUUUGCGCUAUCUCUUCAGAUCAGCAGGUCAAAGGAUACGGGGCACAUCUCAUGGCUCACCUGAAGGACUAUGUGAAGGCCACCUCUCCAAUCAUGUACUUCCUCACCUAUGCCGACAAUUACGCUAUUGGCUACUUCAAGAAGCAGGGAUUUACCAAAGAAAUCACAUUGGACAAAUCCAUAUGGAUGGGAUAUAUCAAGGACUACGAAGGAGGUACUAUCAUGCAGUGCAGCAUGCUCCCCAAGAUCCGCUAUCUACAGGUCCCCCGCAUGUUGCAGAAGCAGAAGGAGGCAGUUAUGGCCAAGAUUCGGGCGGUGAGCAAGUCACAUAUUGUCCAUCCUCCGCCGGCUGCAUGGAAGAACGGUGUCUGCGAGAUUGAUCCAAUGUCGAUAACAGCCAUCAAGGAGUCAGGCUGGUCUCCCUCCAUGGACGAACUCUCACGUCAACCCCGUCAUGGCCCCAAUUACAACCAGCUCCUGCAUCUCCUCAAUGACAUGCAGAACCACACCGCAGCUUGGCCUUUUGCUCAACCCGUGAACAAAGACGAAGUGCCAGAUUACUACGAAGUGAUCAAAGAGCCAAUGGACCUGUCCACUAUGGAGGAGCGCCUACAGAACGACCUGUACCCGAGACCAGACGAUUUCAUCAAAGAUGCGAGGCUCAUCUUCGAUAAUUGUCGCCGCUACAACAACGAGACUACUCCUUACGCUAAAAGCGCAAACAAGCUAGAAAAGUUCAUGUGGCAGCAAAUCAAGAACAUCCCCGAAUGGUCGCAUCUUGCAGAAUAAUUCCGAGGUCGAAAUUCACACUGUUUGCUGCCAAUAACACUGUGGUCAGCUCUUGUUCUAGCGUUCACAUCAACCAAGCAAAGGCGGGCGUUUGGAAUGGAAGGGAUAUUGACGAUCAACUCCUCUUAACCUGGGCAGACAUAGGUGCAGAAGUCAGAGGCUACUGAUUUUGCUCUCUAUUUAUGACUAGACAUCACAGCCUAAGUUGGCUACCAUGGGGUUUGAGCGAGAGUUGCUUGGGGUGAAUUUCUAACCUAGGUUCGGCGUUGUAGCAGGGCACCAGAGAUCCGAGGCGGCUCUGCAUUUCACUCAUCUUUGGAGAUUAGUUGAGUGGCUAAGUGCUUUUAUCCUGCUAUGUGGUGACUUAGGUCUUUUUGUUUGAUACCCUAGAUGCGUGAAUGAGCUAGCAAUGAGAAUACGAAUGAAUCAUGAAUGAAAUUUCA
Messenger RNA from Exophiala oligosperma, 1782 nucleotides. RefSeq lists its product as uncharacterized. Gene Ontology annotation, cellular component: histone acetyltransferase complex. Bases 116 to 1339 code for a protein of 407 amino acids. Lineage: Eukaryota; Fungi; Ascomycota; Eurotiomycetes; Chaetothyriales; Herpotrichiellaceae. Gene Ontology annotation, biological process: chromatin remodeling; positive regulation of transcription by RNA polymerase II. The transcript is spliced from 4 exons. The record is from RefSeq and is a predicted model, not a curated record. Gene Ontology annotation, molecular function: protein binding; histone H3 acetyltransferase activity.